AUGACCGUUUGGCUUCAAGUGGCCCUCGCGGUCGUCAUGUUCCUCACAACCGCCAUUGCCGGCUUCAUUCCGCUGAAGCUUCUGCGAUUUCUCGACAAACGGCAUGGCGAUAACAAGAAGCACGGCAGAUGGCUCUCACUGCUCUCGUGCUUCUCCGGCGGUGUUUUCAUGGGAACGUGCUUCCUCGACAUCAUACCCCAUAUU
Messenger RNA from Ostertagia ostertagi, 204 nucleotides. Lineage: Eukaryota; Metazoa; Nematoda; Chromadorea; Rhabditida; Trichostrongylidae. The record is from the annotation of a GenBank genome assembly.